CACCGAAUCCGGUUUUAAGCGCAGGAGAGGGCGGCCCCGGCGGCUCGUGCUUGUCUGCUCAAGGCUGAAAGUUUCACUGACAGUUUCACAUUAAUGGCUGACGCGCUUUAAAGACUUUUGGAAAAGAUAAAGGGAAACUUACCAUCGUAUUCUAAUCCGGACCUUGUGCUGUUUUCUUAAGUACAGAGUGAUUCCCUAACUCUUCGUGAAAGUACUCCUUAGUAUAGAAGGAAUCGCUCCCUUCUGCGUUAUUCCUGAGAUUUUUUCCCCCUUUUUUUACCUAAAUGCGUUUUCGAUUUUUAAAUUAGUGUAGCUGAAUCAAAGCAGCCUGACACAUCGGCGAUGCAACCCUCCCGCUUAGAGAAAGCCUUAAUCGGGCUUUAUCUUUGGAGCAUUGUCUGAUAAUUGGAAGUCAGAGAGAUACAUAAAGUAAGAAAUAGAACGAUAAAAGUCGCUCAGACCAGUCUUUUGGGGGUGUUUGUGCGAACGUCUGUCUCUGACAUCCAGGUGUCCCGCCGGGUGGUGCGGAGUCUCUAUCUCAGGCCGGCAGUGCUGUCAUGCUGCCCAAAGUCGAGACUGAAUCCCUGGGACUCUCUCGAUCGUAUGGCGAACAGGGGCACAUGCCAAGGAACAUGCAGGCCCCUCAGUUAAAAAUGAUGGACUACUCAUAUGACGAAGACCUGGACGAGAUGUGUCCCGUGUGCGGAGACAAGGUUUCAGGGUAUCAUUACGGACUUCUGACCUGCGAAAGCUGCAAGGGCUUCUUCAAGCGCACCGUCCAGAACAACAAGCGUUACACAUGUAUAGAGAACCAGAGCUGCCAGAUUGACAAGACCCAGAGAAAGCGCUGCCCAUACUGCCGCUUCCAAAAGUGCCUCACUGUUGGCAUGAAGCUAGAAGCUGUGCGGGCGGAUCGCAUGCGUGGCGGUCGCAACAAGUUCGGCCCAAUGUACAAACGUGACCGGGCCCUCAAGCAGCAAAAGAAGGCGCUGAUUCGAGCUAACGGCCUGAAGAUUGAGGCCAUGAGCCAAGUGAUGCAGGCCGUACCCACUGACCUCACUAUCUCGUCAGCCAUCCAGAACAUCCACUCUGCAGCCUCCAAGGGCCUUCCACUGAGCCACCAUGCUGGCCACCACACCAGUCACCACCACCACCACCACCACCACCAUCAUGGCACAGCCCUUCCCCCCACAGACUACGACCGUAGCCCAUUUGUCACUUCACCGGUCAGCAUGGCAAUGCCCCCACAUGCCGGCAGCCUGCAGGGCUACCAGGCAGCCUACGGACACUUCCAGGGCACACGCACCAUCAAGUCCGAGUACCCAGACCCAUACACCAGCUCACCAGAAUCUAUCAUGGGCUAUGCCUACGUUGACGCCUACCAGUCAGGCUCACCACCCAGCUUCCCACACCUGAUUGUAGAGUUGCUAAAGUGUGAGCCAGAUGAGCCGCAGGUUCAGGCCAAGAUCCUGGCCUAUCUACAGCAGGAGCAAGCAAGCCGGGGCAAACACGAGAAGCUCAGCACCUUUGGCCUGAUGUGCAAGAUGGCCGACCAAACACUCUUCUCCAUUGUGGAGUGGGCACGCAGCAGCAUUUUCUUCCGAGAACUCAAGGUGGAUGACCAGAUGAAGCUGCUGCAGAACUGUUGGAGUGAACUCCUCAUUCUUGACCACGUUUUCCGACAGGUGAUGCAUGCCAAGGAGGGCUCCAUCCUACUAGUCACUGGCCAGCAGGUGGAUUAUGCAGUGAUUGCCUCACAGGCAGGAGCCACACUCAACAAUCUGUUGAGCCAUGCCCAGGAGCUGGUGGCCAAACUACGCUCUCUGCAGCUGGACCAACGAGAGUUUGUGUGCCUGAAGUUCCUGGUCCUUUUCAGCCUGGAUGUGAAAAACCUGGAGAAUUUUCACCUGGUAGAGAGCGUCCAGGAGCAGGUCAAUGCAGCACUGCUGGACUACGUCAUGUGUAACUACCCGCAGCAAACGGACAAGUUUGGCCAGCUGCUCCUCCGGCUACCCGAGAUACGAGCGAUCAGCCUGCAGGCCGAAGAAUACCUUUACUACAAACACCUGAAUGGCGACGUGCCCUGCAACAACCUGCUCAUUGAAAUGCUGCACGCCAAAAGAGCUUAGGAGGGGACUUUCCUGCCCGUAGUGCAGCUGUGCAGUUUUGCUGCAGUCCAGAAACUCCAAAUAAUGCUUUCACCAAAACCAGACCUCCAGCUCACACUUGACUAUGUGGUGACCUAGAGGAUGGGGAGCAGAGUUUAUAUCAAGCUCAUUUUUUUUUUUUUGUUCAAGUUACAACUUGAUGUGGACAAACACAUGCACAGAGACUCAUAAGGUGCACAGACAGACAGCAUUCGGAUCCCUUUAUUGUAGGAAAAAAAAAAAACAAUGAAAAACUCAAAAAGAAGAGUCGCUUUUCCUCAACCACACACAGAAAGAGACAAUACUUAAAGGAAGAAAGAAAAACACUUGAAGCAGAAUCUGCAUUUACAAGAUGAUUUCUGAUCAUCUGCACAAGCAAGACUAUCAGACUGUCAGGCUGCAACUUUAAGAAUUAAGAGCCCACAAAUGUUUUAGUGCUGGUAAUGCCACAGAGAGGCUUUCUGCGCUGACAAAAAGGAAGCUGAAUAACACUGCCCCAUCUUUAAAAGAGCUUUGUGACUACAGCAGUGGCUUAUUUUGGUCAAUGAUUCUCUUGUGUGCUCUCUCAAUAAAAAGUAGCUUUUAGUUGCUAUUGGUACUGUAAAGGCAAAAUGUCAAGCAGUCAAUCAGGCAAGAGACUUUUAGCUACCAUCAUGUCUGUUUUUUUUUUUUGCUUUUUUACUCACAAAAAAAAAAUGCCUGCCAUGGCAGCUUGGCCUAACUGAAAAGGGAGAACUGAAAGCUGAAAAAUAAAAGUCUGAAGCAGGAACAUUUGUUAAUGAACAAAAUGCUAAAUGGGUGAAUAAGAAAAAGACGUCUUUUUUUUUCUCUUGUAAUGGAAGUCAUUUGCUCCUCAUGGUCGCCUUGCAGUUCUCCUUUCUUAUGUCAUCUCCCCAAGUUAUCUUAGACUAUGUACCUCAGAACGACCAGUGUUAAAUAAAUUCAAUUAAUAAUGUCAGCUUAAAUAAUUGUAUUUAUAGACCCGUUUCCCACAACAAAAACUCCCUUUUUAACAUUUCACUCAAACUGGAACAAAACAAAGUGCGUUUUCUGGAGACGGAGAAGGAUCAAUCCUGCCUUUGUCUGAAAAGACCAAAGCCUGUUGCAGAACAGAUGAAGGAAAUGACAAAUACCUUAAUAAUCAGUAUUAUAAGAGAAAAAAAAACAUUGUGAUGUCACAGUUAUGUGAGUCUUGCCUUAUUUCAUUACCAUGCUAGCUAACCGUGCAGAUGUGAAUGAAAAUAUGUACAAAUAUAUAAAUAUAUAUAUAUAUAUAUAUAUAAAGUAUUAAUGUUGUAAAAAAAAUUUAAAAGAAUAAUUCAGCAGUUGUUUACAUUCAUGUGGUCAAAUGGGAGAGAACUGUGAUGAAGCCUAAAUUGCAAAGCAAUGAUUUCCUAAAAAAAAAAAAAAAAAUGAAAUUAAUGAAAAAAAAAAAAG
Molecule: messenger RNA, 3584 nt
Organism: Archocentrus centrarchus (flier cichlid)
Lineage: Eukaryota; Metazoa; Chordata; Actinopteri; Cichliformes; Cichlidae
Gene: nr5a2
Product: nuclear receptor subfamily 5, group A, member 2
Exons: 7
Coding region: 558-2129 (523 amino acids)
Biological process (GO): tissue development; hormone-mediated signaling pathway; regulation of transcription by RNA polymerase II
Cellular component (GO): RNA polymerase II transcription regulator complex
Molecular function (GO): RNA polymerase II cis-regulatory region sequence-specific DNA binding; nuclear receptor activity; zinc ion binding
Source: RefSeq, a predicted model, not a curated record